Spizellomyces punctatus DAOM BR117 is the source of this 2195-nucleotide messenger RNA. RefSeq lists its product as uncharacterized. The record is from RefSeq and is a predicted model, not a curated record. Gene Ontology annotation, molecular function: protein binding. The transcript is spliced from 6 exons. NCBI's taxonomy places the organism in Eukaryota, Fungi, Chytridiomycota, Chytridiomycetes, Spizellomycetales, Spizellomycetaceae. The coding region runs from base 73 to 2085 and encodes 670 amino acids.
ACCUUAUCUUCCGAAGCUUGACGGGGCCGCCGCAUUUGCCGUGGUAUAUAGCCCAGUUUCGAUUCCGCACGCAUGGUGACGAAGUCCACUUGCCCAGACCGCGAUUCAAUGGCCAACAGCGGUGGGUCCAUCAUGAUCUGUCGCAACAAACACUAUCCUUACAUAGCAAGCUAUCAUGGCCCUUGGCUAUCUCUUCCUCUUGAGCUACUACAGUCAUUGUUCGCCCUUAAUAGUGACACCGCUGCCGAACACCCAAUUGACCCCGUUACUUUUCGCCACUUGAUAACUAUAAGAACUUUAGUGGACGACGCAUCCGAGCUGGUGAUCAAAGCCGCAGGGGGACUGGUGCGGAGUCAGCCGGGGUCUCGAGAUUAUUCCCCAGCGCCCACUCGCAUGUCAUCAAUACGACAGCACCGCCUUCGUGAAUUGGCGGUCACAAAGCUUGCCGCGGCAUAUCGAUGCGACGAGAUAGCGACAAGUGUGCUGACGAUGCAAAGUGCGAGCUCAUUAGAUGAUGUAGCUGCAAAGGUGUUGAAGCGUGAUCCGAACAAUUUGGAUGCGAUGUACGUUCACCACUUCCACGAAAAAAUACCGUCGAGGAAGCUGGCAUCAUUCACACACCCGCAAGUUUUGGAUACUUUGAUUGCGGCAUCUCCCACCGCUGCUGAGUAUUAUCGAACUCGUGCCAUGAUCCACUGCUUUCGAGAAGAAUUCCCCUUGGCGCUCCGAGAUUUUAAGUCAGCAAUAAACCUCAUUAAGAAAAGAAAGCGCAAUGUGAAUGGAGUAGAUUGCGAGGCUUUGGUGCAUGGUGGAAACAGCUCAAAACAUACGCUACUUCUGGAUACAGAGUCCCAGGAGAGUUGUAGCGAGGCCAUUCUGUACUUUCUGCGGGCUGCGUGCUUUCAUCAAUAUGCAAUAUAUCUGCUUGAUAAAGCGCUCACCAAAGUGGAGGAUGCAGCUACAGCCGACAUCCGGAAAAAGAAACGAAGCAAGAAGAAGAAAGCGAGGACAAUGUCGGAAGACAUCGCAUAUGAUGGACCGGAUACCGCAGCCUGCGAGGAGGCUGGCAUACCUAUCGACGUAACCUGCUCCCUUCGUAACGACAAGCAGUCACUGUCAAAUCCCUAUUGGUCGGCCCUGGAGCCACAUUCUCAGCAAAUCGAGAAUCUGAUCCGUCGGAGUACGCGUGACUAUCAUCACUUUCUGGGUUUCUUCCCAAGCACGCUUCAUGCGUUUGAGAACGUGCAGGAACCCGGUGCUGACUCACCGUCUUCAGUAACGAGUUUGCCGUCUCUUGAUGGUCCUAUCAUUUCUGGCGUGCCGGAUUUUCUCAAGUCCGUGUCGACGAAAGCGACCUCGAAAAUGGCUCCAAACUCGGUAUGCCGGAGGAGCAUUUCGAGUAGCUUACCUGGCACUGUAGCAUCGACAGACGCCGAUGAUGCUGAACACAUUGGUUCGGAUACACUUCCAGAAUCUCUAAGUGCACUCGGCACAUACCAUCCCCUGCUACUUGAAGCAUGGUUCUCCAUCGGCAUUAAUUACCUAAUCCUCCGCGAUUGGCGAACGGCAGCUGUAUGGCAUGAACGGACAGUGCGCGCUCAAGAACAGGUAGAAGGAUACCCCGUUUUUCUUCCCGCCCGUAGUAUGAGUCAGGCGGACUAUGUGGAGAUACUGGCCUUACUGAGGAAGGCAAUGAGGGAGCGAUCGUCGGGUACUGGGGAGAGGGGCUCGACGUUGUCCGGGCUUCUCCAAAAUCAGCGGGAAGGGAGCGGCAAAGCUUCCCCGAUGCAUGUUGGAGCAGAGGACGAGGCAGAAGACGAUGCAGAAGUUGUUGGUGACUGCGAUUCAGAUUCGCAAGACGGCGAACCGAAUUCCCUCAUGCCGAUGUGUGACUGUUCUCAUCAAUCUGCAUCCACAGCUUCUUCUGAUGAAGCAUCAGGCGAGCCAAUGCCACCAACCUCCUCCACAAUGAAACAAUAUCCUUUACAUACCAAACGCGCCGAAACCGUGGUGAUGUGGAUUCAGGCAUCAUCGCACCCAAAUGGAUGCGCCGAUCACCGUCCAAUGGCCGUUUCAGCUGAAUAAGCUAUUACUUUAGUUAUUGUUAACUUGACCAUAAAACAUACGACAAAUAUAUUUACAUCAUCGAUCCUCUAUAUAAGAAAAUACACAACAAAUGAAUCGUACAAAGGAAA